Messenger RNA from Corticium candelabrum, 740 nucleotides. RefSeq lists its product as uncharacterized. The transcript is spliced from 3 exons. The coding region runs from base 36 to 602 and encodes 188 amino acids. The record is from RefSeq and is a predicted model, not a curated record. Lineage: Eukaryota; Metazoa; Porifera; Homoscleromorpha; Homosclerophorida; Plakinidae.
UUGCGUGUAGAGUCGGUUUUACAUAGAUUUGCGUCAUGGAGGAGAGGGUUCGAGAGGAAGGUGGUGCUGCGGGAUGUACCGACGUGGCUGUCAACAUGGUUCAGCCUGACGACACAAGUGAGGCCUGCAAGCUGAUGGUUGAUCCUAAAGUUGUUCGUAUAGCUGGACAAUAUGACCUUGUCAACUUGGCACACCAAGUACAAAAUGCAGAUCGUUUCAUUCGAGCCACAGCAGGCAGCAAACUACAACAAAUAGCUAGUCAGAUUCACUUCCUCCAACAGCAGGCACGUGAAGUAUUACUACAAGCAAAACGAGAUGCUCAACUUCAUCAUGCAGCAUGUAACUUCCAGAAGCGUCCAGGCCAGAUAUAUCAUCUAUACGAAAAACCCAAUGGAAGCACAUAUUUCUCAAUGUUGAGUCCAAGUGACUGGGGAAAAUCUCAGCCACACAAUCAUGUUGGCAGCUUUCGCCUCGAGAUGGACAUGUCGUGGACUCCACUAGAAGAACUAGAGAAGCGCCAGAAAGAACUCAAAGCGAUCGAUCGUGUGCUGGACUCACAGAACAUCAACAUUACGUAUACAAUGGGGGAUGAUGACAGUUAACUUAGUUUGUAUUGUAGUAUUGUUGCUAUUAUAUGUAGUAAUCAUGAAUUAUUAUGAAUAUAAUUCAUAAACUUGCUCAUUGUAUCACCAAUAGUGGAAUCAAGAUUUUGUAUAUCGGUAUGUUUACUAACUGAUGAC